UUCAAUUCUCAGUGAUUCGAGUGGCUCCGAGGCAGCGCGUGCCGUACGCGUAUUGUUUUCCAAAUUUGUUUUGUAUUAUUUAAUGGGUUACUUGGGUGUCUCUAUAUAGACGAGAUUAACGGUCAAAAGAAAUCUUAUCAGUGCGUUAUCGUCCAAACCGAAUGUGUAUAAGAUAGUCGCCGGCUGCUUGCAACCCAAUCAGUUACUCUUUGUACUUGGACUUGAACGGAGCUAGUGAUGACUCAAAAUAGGAGCACGUGGAUUGGCUGCAGUUUGGGCGGACUUCUGGUCGCCCUGCUGGCCCUGCAGUCGAUGCCCCAGGAAACCGAAGGGGCCAACAUCCUGGGCGUCUUCACCAGUCACAGUCCUUCGCAUUUGAUUAUCCACAUGUCGAUCCUGAAGACGCUGGCCGAGAAGGGUCACAACGUGACCGUCGUCUCUGCCAUGCCACCCAAAGUGACGCACAAGAGCAUUAAACACAUUGUGGUGCCCAUGAGUGCGGAGGAUGAGAAAAUCCUCAGCGACGGCAUGAGUGGAAUGGUCAGGGAGAAGCCCUCUAUUUGGACCACAAUGAAAUCGAUUUUCAGCUCGCUGUCCCUGCUCAUUGAUAGGCAGGUGGACGUGCUGGAGGAUCCGCGCUUCCAGGAGCUCUAUCUGAACAAGGGCAACAAGUUCGACGUGGUCUUCGUGGGAUUCUUCUUCAACUCCUAUCAGGUUGCUCUGGGUGCCCGGUUCAAUUGCCCCGUUAUUGUUUCCUGGUCGGGCCCACCCAUGCUGAUGGUCAACGAGAUGCUGGGCAAUCCGGAGCUAUCCACCGUUCCACAAAUGCAAAUUGCUGUGGCCGCCGGAAAGCCCAUGAAUUUCAAGCAAAGGGUGCAGAACUUUGCCAGCACUGUUGGUUUUAAUGCGCUCAAUCUCUAUUUGAACCACAAAUACAAUGGGUUCUACAAGCGACUUUGGGGCAAUGACAAAUCAAUGCCCAGUUUUGAGGUGGCCAAGAGGAAUGUCUCGCUGGCCUUCUGCAAUGGUCACGCUAUCAGCGAAGGACCAAUCCGUCCCAAUGUGCCUGGCAUUAUUGAAAUCGGAGGCAUCCAGAUCAAAUCCAAGCCCGAUCCUCUGCCAGAGGACAUCAAGGAGUUCUUGGACAAGGGCAAGCACGGUGCCAUCCUCUUCAGUCUGGGAUCCAAUUUGAAGGGCGAACACAUCCAACCGCAUGUGGUUGAAACUAUUUUCAAGGCCUUGAGCAGCGUUAAGCAGCAGGUGAUCUGGAAGUGGGACGACACCAAGAACACACCCGGCCAGUCAGCGAAUAUUCUCUACAAGAAGUGGCUGCCACAGGACGAUAUCCUGGCCCAUCCGAAGAUCAAGCUCUUCAUCAACCAUGCGGGCAAGGGAGGUGUGGCGGAGGCCCAGUACCAUGGAGUUCCCAUGCUGGCACUACCCGUCUUCGCCGAUCAGCCGGGAAAUGCCGACAAGCUGGCGGAGAGUGGAUAUGGCCUACAACUGCCACUGGCCACCCUCGAUGUGGAUGAGUUCAAGGCGGCCAUCAAGGAGGUCAUCGGAAAUCCCAAGUACGCCGAGAAAUUGAAGGCCUUUUCGCAGCUGUAUCGCGAUCGUCCUCAGACUGCCCAGGAGUCGGUGGUUUACUGGACGGAGUACGUGAUCCGUCACCACGGUGCCGCCCACAUGCAGAGUCCUUUGGUCCACAUGAACUUCAUUGCCAGCAAUAAUCUGGACAUCUACAUCAUAACCGCUUUGAUCCUCUACAUCCUAUUCCUCAUUAACAAGAUCGUUUGGAAAUUUGUGUGGCGCAAGUUUUGUGGCAAAUCGAACAAAGCUUCUCAAAAGAAGAAGGUGAAGAAGCAGUAAACAGACUGUAAUAGAAUUAUGCAAAUUUUAUACUUAGCAACGAAUUGAAAAAUUAUAACAUAACGAUAAAGCGAAAUAAAAGUGUAAAAUACAAAAAUUA
Messenger RNA from Drosophila rhopaloa, 1969 nucleotides. RefSeq names its product UDP-glycosyltransferase UGT5 (gene Ugt37D1). The record is from RefSeq and is a predicted model, not a curated record. Bases 238 to 1869 code for a protein of 543 amino acids. NCBI's taxonomy places the organism in Eukaryota, Metazoa, Arthropoda, Insecta, Diptera, Drosophilidae. The transcript has 3 exons. Gene Ontology annotation, molecular function: UDP-glycosyltransferase activity.